Cynocephalus volans (Philippine flying lemur) is the source of this 3196-nucleotide messenger RNA. Its product is annotated as CWF19-like protein 2. The transcript has 18 exons. Lineage: Eukaryota; Metazoa; Chordata; Mammalia; Dermoptera; Cynocephalidae. The record is from RefSeq and is a predicted model, not a curated record. The coding region runs from base 2 to 2671 and encodes 889 amino acids. Gene Ontology annotation, biological process: mRNA splicing, via spliceosome. Gene Ontology annotation, cellular component: post-mRNA release spliceosomal complex.
GAUGACAAUAACUAUGGCGGCCGCCAGUGGUAGAUUUCAAAGUGCGAAGAGUAUCCAAGAUCGUAAAGAACAGACCCGGAUUGCCAGAGCUGAGGUGUUGCGCCAGGCUAAAGCCAAUUUUGAAAAAGAAGAACGGCGUAAAGAACUUAAGCGACUCCGGGGUGAGGAUACCUGGAUGCUACCUGAUGUGAAUGAGCGAAUUGAACAAUUCUCACAGGAACAUUCUGUGAAGAAAACAAAGAAAAAAGACAAGCAUUCAAAGAAAGUAAAGAAAGAGAAGAAAAAGAGCAAGAAACAGAAAUAUGAAAAAAACAAUGAUUCAUCUGAUAGUUCAUCAAGCUCUGAAGAUGAGUGGGUUGAGGCUGUUCCAUCCCAGACUCCUGGCAAGGGAAAGGCCUGGAAAGUGAAAGAUGAAAAGUCUGAAAAAGAAGAUGACAAUCAAGUUAUUCAGAGGGAUGAGUGGAUGACUCUUGAUUUUAUGUCUGUUAAAACUGUGUCGUCAUCAUCACUCAAAGCUGAAAAGGAAACUAUAAGGAAAAUAGAACAAGAGAAAACCCAAGCACUUGAACAGUCCAAACUGCUGGAAAGAGAAUUGAAUCCAUUCUGGAAGGAUGGUGGGACAGGUCUUCCACCAGAAGACUGUAGUGUAUCAUCACUUACUAAAGUUUCAGUAGUAGAAGACGGUGGAUUAAGUUGGCUAAGGAAAUCUUAUCAACGAAUGAAGGAACAAGCUGAGAAACAAAAUAGAAAUUUUGAGGACGUUGUAGCUGAAAGAUAUGGGUCAAUGGAAGUAUUUCAGUCGAAAUUAGAAGAAGCUGAAAAAACUGCUUCCAUAAAACAGGAUCAUAGACGAGAACGGUGGAGGAAACCAACAUAUUUGGAUAAAGCACAAAGUAGUCAAGAAAAUAGAAAAUCAGACUUAGUAAAAUAUCAAGAAAGUUCAAGGGAUAGAUAUGCUACAACAGAUAUUGCAAACAAUAGCAAUAAAUAUAAGUUUACUGGUGAUGAAAAAGAGAAAAGAUCUGGGUCUUUAGAAAGACGUGGAAGAGAAUCCAACCCAAGGCAAAAUCAAGAGCUUUCUUCUCCAGGUAAUUUGAGACAUAAAUUCUUAAGACCCUCUGAUGAUGAAGAACUGUCAUUUCGCAGCAAGGGCAGAAAUUUUCAAUCAUCUAGUUUACCUUCAGCAUUGGUAGCUCAGGGUUCUUUGCGUUGUGGUUUUCGAAAACCCACUGAGAACUGUGAAGAGAGUUUAACAUCAUGGAGUCAAUCUAAUGGGAGAGAAGGAGACAAGAAACAUUCAAAUCAAAAGCCACUGGAAGCGAGUAGCAGUGUUGAACACCAACAUAUUCCAGAGGACAUGAGAGAAAAAUCAGAAGAUGAAAGCCUGAGAAAUGACACAAAGUCUACAUUUGCUGGUAGUCUAGAGGAUGAGUCCAUCCACAUCCUGAGUGUUGAUGAGAAGAACAAGUUGGGAGCCAAGAUUAUCAAGGCAGAGAUGAUGGGGAAUAUGGAAUUAGCUGAACAACUUAAAGCUCAACUUGAAAAGGCAAAUAAAUUCAAAGAAACUGUGACACAGAUAUCAUCAAAAAAAUCUGGGGUAGAGAAUGAAGAUCAGCAAGAAGUGAUCCUUGUCAGAACAGAUCAGUCUGGAAGAGUAUGGCCUGUAAACACACCAGGAAAACCUCUGGAAUCAAAAGGAGGAAGAAGGAAGAGACAGAUGGUUUCAACCCAUGAGGAAAGAGAAAGGAUCAGAUACUUUCAUGAUGAUGAUAAUCUAAGCCUGAAUGAUUUAGUCAAAAAUGAAAAGAUGGGAACAGCAGAAAACCAAAACAAACUUUUUAUGAGAAUGGCAUCUAAGUUUAUGGGGAAAACAGAUGGAGACUAUUAUACUCUGGAUGACAUGUUUGUCUCCAAAGCAGUCGAGAGAGAAUGUCUUGGUGAAGAGGAAGAGAACCAGAGGAAAAAAGCUAUUGCUGAGCAUCAGAGUCUUGUUGCACAAAUGGAAAAAUGUCUGUACUGUUUUGACAGCUCUCAAUUUCCCAAGCACCUUAUUGUUGCAGUAGGUGUUAAGGUUUACUUAUGUUUACCCAACUUCCGAUCUCUUACUGAGGGGCACUGCCUGAUAGUACCUUUGCAGCACCAUAGAGCAGCUACCUUACUGGAUGAAGACAUCUGGGAGGAAAUUCAGAUGUUCAGAAAAUCAUUGGUAAAGAUGUUUGAAGUUAAGGGAUUGGACUGCAUCUUUUUAGAGACUAAUAUGAGCAUGAAGAAACAGUAUCACAUGGUUUAUGAAUGCAUUCCUCUUCCAAAGGAAGUGGGUGAUAUGGCUCCCAUCUAUUUUAAGAAAGCCAUAAUGGAAUCUGAUGAAGAGUGGUCUAUGAACAAGAAGUUAAUUGAUCUCUCCUCUAAAGAUAUCAGGAAGUCUGUACCCAGAGGCUUACCUUACUUCUCUGUGGACUUUGGCCUUCAAGGAGGGUUUGCGCAUGUUAUUGAAGAUCAACACAAAUUCCCUCAUUACUUUGGAAAGGAAAUAAUUGGUGGAAUGCUGGAUAUAGAACCAAGACUUUGGAGGAAAGGAAUCCGAGAAAGCUUUGAAGAUCAGAGGAAGAAAGCACUGCAGUUUGCUCAGUGGUGGAAACCAUAUGACUUCCCCAAAAGUAAAAAAUGUUGAAGCGUACGUUUCAUUUUUACUAUCCUCUUCAGGUCCCAUUCAAUUUUAUUUCCAUUGCAUCUGCAUAAACAACUGACCCUUAGGUCACAGGUAAAGAGAGUCACAGCAGCAAACUCCUCUGGGUAUCUGACAACCAUGCAUCAUUGUUUUCCUCCCCACCUGUUCCUGUGGACUUCAUUUUAGUGACCAUGGAGUAAGGGCAGAUAUUUUGGAUGACCUGCUCACAUUCCUGUUCUGUACUUACUUCCUGGUGUUCAAAACUAGACAGUUUAUUUAGAGAAGGCUUUUUUGAAGGGAUAUCUACGAAGCAUAGCAAAUCUUUUGUUCAGAGGGAAGUGGGUCUACUUCGAGGUUAAGUCUAUUGCCUAGCUUCUUUUACAGUUUUUAUAAUAAGACUUGGUAUAUUCAGUAAUAAGUGCAAUUUCUUUCUGUAGGAUUUUAUAGAAGAGAUCUUAAUUUUCUACCACUAGCAUAUAGUAUGACUACUAUACCUUUUGUUAAAGGAAAAAUAAUGUUUCAAAAGUA